AUGACUCCGGCAGCGGAGAGCGAAGGGCCCCCUCCAGCCCAGUCUGAGGCCAACGGGAAAUAUAAAUCUGCGGAGAACGGAAACUCAACAAAGGCGCAUCAGAACAGGGCCGAUACGUCUACGUCAGAACCUCAUAGCCUGGUAUCUGGCUCGCCGGAACAAGGACUCGGGAUAUUACUGGAACAGUCAGACACCAACGGAGCUAGAAGUGGUCGCAUGUCUGUCGUGGAUGUUUUUGAAGGGCCGAAAGUUAAAGCUGCACUUGCAGAGCUCACCAAAGAUGCGUCCCAGCGUCCUGCCGACGAUAAGGUGUUAAAGCUGUCACCUGGGAAGAUUCAAGAGCUCACAUCAUCACCUGAAUCAAUACCUUACCACGCGAUAGAAUCGGAUGCGAACAUUGGAGGCAGGACCAUUCUGGAUAAUGUUCGACUGCCGCCAAAUCGUGCACUUGAGGUCUCAGAUACCACUUUGCAACCUCUCAGUGAGAUUCCAUCUAACCCAGAUGGCCCUCUCAGGGUAAGAAGGUCUAGUAAAGAUCCAAACUCAGACAACACGUCUUCGGAGGAUCCGUCGAAUACAAAGCAUUCGAAUAAUGGUGCUAUCCGGAACCGACCACACCCAUCCCGAACAUUUUCUACCCCCAUAUCCCGACGCACAACGCUUUCGACACCCAUUAAUGAUCGACUUUCAAAUACAUGGGCAUCACGAUCCAAACAAGACCGAGAGCUCAAAACACAGCUCGCCGCGUCGCCUCAUAUCAUUGAAACGCCUCUAGCUUCUCCUAUGCCAGCCGUACCUCUGCCUCCGCCCUCAAUCCCCACCUACUUGCAGCUGGAGCUGGCAUCCGGUCGCCCCUCGCCCUUAUACAUUCAUGGAAAUACGAAUGAAUUUCCCUAUGAAUCUUCCAGUGCCAAAAUCGAACGUUUAUUAAAUUUCCUGAUACUUCCACCCGCACUGGAGCAAACUCUCUGCUUUGGAAGUCUUGCGUGCCUUGAUGCAUGGCUAUAUUCCUUCACAAUUCUGCCUCUUCGGUUCAUAAAAGCAUUGUACAUAUUGUGUGAAUCAUGGGCUUUGAAUCUGGCGGCAGAGGCCCAUUUUCUCUGGAAAUUCGUUAUUAACGGGGCUGGGCGAGUAUGGCGAAGAAGAAACCAUCCACUAGAAAUAAAACGCACGCGACGAGAAAGCGAAUCUGAUGCUACCCCUCGCUUGCCUGAUGGCUCAACUCCACAAGAGCCUCAACAUCGACCGAGUGACUUAUCGAAAAGAAGGCAUAGGACGUCAGAGUCUCGCAGGCACCAUCGGAGAAAGAAGUCCAUGCCUUCUGCUUUACUUCCGGAUGACAAAGCAGAUAUUCUUACAGGGUUUCUCAUGAUUACGACCUGCUGCGCCUUGAUGUACUUCGAUGCCAGUCGAAUGUACCACUGGAUUCGUGGACAAGCAGCAAUCAAACUGUAUGUGAUCUACAAUGUCCUCGAGGUGCUUGAUCGGCUUUUGGCUGCAAUUGGACAAGAUGUUCUCGAAUGCUUGUUCUCCAGAGAAGCUCUUGAGCGCAGGCCCAAUGGACGAAGCAAAAUCUUUCGCCCGUUUUGGUUAUUUCUUUUGGCAUUAGCCUACACAGUUGCACAUUCAAUAUCCCUCUUCUAUCAGGUGAUGACAUUGAACGUUGCUGUUAACUCUUAUUCGAAUGCUCUUAUCACCCUUCUUCUGUCCAAUCAAUUCGUGGAGAUCAAGUCCACUGUUUUCCGCAAAUUUGAAAAAGAGAAUCUCUUUCAGUUAACUUGUUCGGAUGUUGUCGAACGAUUUCAGCUCUGGCUCAUGCUCACCAUUAUUGCGUCACGCAAUAUCGUUGAAACGGGCGCCUUCAAUUUCAUUGGCGUCGGAUUGGGAUCCAGCUUCACCGGCCAGUCCACCAGCACCAAUAGCACGCCACUGUCGACUCCUCCGCGUACUGCUUCGUCGAUCCUACCUCAGUCUUUCACAUUCUUUCCAUCAUCAAUUUUGUCUCUUAGCCACGUUCACUCUUUCAUUCCAACGUUGGCUCAGGUCCUAGGGCCGUUUCUCAUCGUCCUUGGAUCCGAAAUGUUUGUUGAUUGGUUGAAACAUGCAUACAUCAAUAAAUUCAACAACUACCGCCCUACCCUAUAUGUACGAUAUCUUGAUGUUCUCGCGAAAGAUUAUUACACAAAUGCUUUCGCUGGUGGUGAUCACAGUCUCACUCGCCGCCUUGGUUUGCCGGUGAUCCCUUUGUCCUGUAUCUUUUUCCGGGUAUCAGUCCAGACCUACCAGAUGUUCUUGGCAUCUAUUGCUCCCCAGCAUCCUUCAUCUACCGCAAUGGGCGUGGCCACGCUUUCCUCUAUCCACAGUCAGCAUACAGCGUUACCUCUUCCCUCCACGCCACCAUUGACCUUCCGAACCAUCAUUCCAAACAUAAACACUUUUUUUCGCACCGUCUUGGAAAAUGCGAUUCCCUCGCCGGCUCAAUCUGUUCAGAUUUUCACAGUGAUCCUGAUCACCACAGGAUUUAUCGUGUUGUUAAUCUUCAAGCUUCUUCUGGGCAUGGGUCUACUUGCCUUCGCUCGUUCUCGCUACAAGAAAAUGAUGAGGGCCAUGGAGAGUGAACACCGCAAGUCAUCGCGUUCUUCAUCGCACCAGAAUGGCCAACAGGAAAACUGCGGUGAAGUAGCACCUGUGCCUCGCAAAGACGAGUUCAAUGUUGAAGGAAGCCGACGAGCUGGUGGUUGGGGUAUGGUCGAGGUCGGUGACGAGAAGCGAAAAUGGAUAUAUGGCGAUGACCCUGACGGAUUGCGACGAGUGAAGGAAAAAGAAGACCGAGAUAAGAACAAGGAUAAAGACCUGAAGAUCGAUCAUGUCCAGCGUUAUGAGAUGGUUGCGAAGAAGAUCUGGUGA
Messenger RNA from Penicillium angulare, 2907 nucleotides. Its product is annotated as TAPT1 family protein. Gene Ontology annotation, cellular component: endoplasmic reticulum membrane. The record is from RefSeq and is a predicted model, not a curated record. Gene Ontology annotation, biological process: maintenance of protein localization in endoplasmic reticulum. Lineage: Eukaryota; Fungi; Ascomycota; Eurotiomycetes; Eurotiales; Aspergillaceae. Bases 1 to 2907 code for a protein of 968 amino acids. The transcript has a single exon.